AUGAUAAGAAUCGAGCAUCAUCAUCAUCAAAAUGAGAAAUCACAACAAAAAAGUGGAAAAAGUAAAAGUAAGAACAACAACAAUAAUGGCACAAGUAGUGGCAGCAACACAAAAAAUAAGGCGACAAAAGAAAAUGUGUCAAACAACAACAACAACAACAAGAAAAGUCAUAAAAAAGUAGUAGAAGAAAGUGAUACAAACAUGCUAAAGACAAAGUUCGGUUACAUCAUUCACCAUAACAACCCAAAGCCCGAACGUACGCCAUACUCUGAGCUAAAAAGGCGCUUUCAUGCCUACGAAGCUGUCGUAGCGAAAGCCUUGAAGCAACAAAAGGUCUUCCGCAUCAUCAGUGCCUACGACGUGCCAACAAUUCGACGCGAACUCUACAAACGUGGAUGGGUCGAAACCGUUAUGCAUCCAUGGCAGAACGAGUACCAAAAGAUGACGGAUGCCGAGUUGUGCGAAAAAGCUGGGCCCGGAAACGAUUUCGAGCACGUACUUUUGUCACGCAUUACCGGCGAAAAAGCUGCCACAUAUGUAUGGCUGACGGCAAAUCAACUGUACACAAUUCACAAAAGAACGCCGUUACUGAGCAAGAUUAACAUUCGCGACAUAAAUUUCGGCGCCAAAGACGGCCUUUGCAAGUAUGUCGAGUUACUGAAGCACGACAAGGAGAAAAAGGCGAAAUAUCGUAUCAAUCAUCCGCGAGUGUACAAUGUAACAAACGACGAAGGCUUAAAGCACUUUUGGGAAGACUUUCAUUUGACAGCUGCUGUUUCAAUGAUCUUAUAUCUCGACACACGCGACAACAUUUACGAGUAUUUUUCGAUGCACAACGGGACCAUAGACCGCAAAAAUUUAGAUUUUGCCUUUAAAGUCAUCUUGAAACGUCUUGCGGAAUUUGAAGGGUCUUUAUAUCCCGAAACGCGGCCCGAAAACAUGCAUCUCGAAGAACAGUGUUUGGAAGAAUUACUCAAAGCACAUAAAUCUGUCGUUCUAAAUGGCGGAAGUUUCUUCGUCGAUAAUGACGAUGUCGAAACAUGUGCGCUCAAGGACGACUACGUGUGUCAGAUAAGUAUUUUAGCUGAAGAGAUAAGACGUCGAUGGAAAAUCAAUCGACACGAUGGCGUACGGAACAUUUGGCUGCUGAAGCCGUGCAACAGCUCGCAAGGACAAGGCAUCAUCUUGAGUAACGACAGACAAAAGAUUGAACAGCACCUGUGUAGCAAGGUGAAAUUUGUCAUUCAGAAAUACAUUGAGGAGCCGCUGCUGUGUUACAACACAAAAUUCGAUAUUCGUUCGUAUUUCAUGAUUCUCGUGGAUCAAACGCACGUUCGGAUGUUUUGUCAUCCGGUAUGUAGUGUCAAAUUAGCUUCGUGCGAAUUCUCGUUGGAUGACCUUAAUGAAUCAAUCCACAUCACAAACGCCUAUGUCCAGCAAAAGUAUCGCUAUCAAACGAGUAAUCCAAAUUUGCCGGCACAUCACAUGUGGAGUUUGGGCACAUUAAUUUUGUAUAUUGAGAGUAUUCGGGGCGACGGACACAUGUGGAAUGAAAAAGUUUAUCCGACCAUGAAAAGAACUUUAGAAUCGUUAUUUUGGAUCAGCGUGGAAAAUAUUGACCUAACUCCUGGAAGAUUUGAAUUGUUUGGAUGUGAUUGGAUUAUCACUAAUGAUUAUAAGCCGUAUUUGCUGGAAGUGCAAAGGCCGCCGGGCAUGGGAAUUUUCAGUCCUGUUUCACGGAUUGUUUGUCCUUCGAUCUUGAGGGAUGUUGUGAAAGUUUCCGUUGAUUACUUUAUCGACAAAACCGCGUCAACGGGAGAUUUUGAAUUAGUUUGCGAAGUUCCUUUUAGUGAAGUAGAAAAAAUGAGGAAAAAUAAAGAAAAGCAAUAA
This is a messenger RNA of Culicoides brevitarsis, 1890 nucleotides long. Its product is annotated as tubulin glycylase 3B-like. Gene Ontology annotation, biological process: protein polyglycylation; cilium assembly; cilium movement. The transcript has 5 exons. The coding region runs from base 1 to 1890 and encodes 629 amino acids. Gene Ontology annotation, molecular function: protein-glycine ligase activity, initiating. Lineage: Eukaryota; Metazoa; Arthropoda; Insecta; Diptera; Ceratopogonidae. The record is from RefSeq and is a predicted model, not a curated record. Gene Ontology annotation, cellular component: microtubule cytoskeleton; axoneme.